This is a messenger RNA of Zasmidium cellare ATCC 36951, 2691 nucleotides long. RefSeq lists its product as uncharacterized. Bases 1 to 2691 code for a protein of 896 amino acids. Lineage: Eukaryota; Fungi; Ascomycota; Dothideomycetes; Mycosphaerellales; Mycosphaerellaceae. The record is from RefSeq and is a predicted model, not a curated record. The transcript has a single exon.
AUGGCUAGACGUCUGUCCUCCAUCUUCACCUCUGGCUUUCCCUCCGAGGACAAGUCCCAGCCAGGCAUGCCCAAGAGCGCAUCCAAGUCUCCUCGACGAGCCUCGCCUCCGGACGUUUCACGAUCGAAGAGUCCCAGCAAACUCUCAAAGCAAGCCCCGGUGUACAACUCCGCGAGAAGACCUUCAGGACAGCUCCUUGAACCUACCCUGCCGAGCCUGCCGAGUUUACAAGAUCUUCAGCAUGAUCAGGCCAACAACGACCCGAGUCUACUCCCUCCUCCGACUCUAAACUCGGGAUAUCAUUCCAGAAAUGGCUCUACAGAACGCUCAAGGCCUGGGACACCGGGCGGAUACAGUCCUAGCAGGCCUGUCACGCCGAGCAUACAACUCCCCGACCAGCCGCCUAUGACACCUUCGUCGCCCGGAGGUGAUAAUCUAGACAAGCAGAGGAACAAGAAGCAUUGGUGGAACCGCAGUAAAGAGAAGGAUGAAGCGAGCAGAGGCCCAGCUGCGUGGAUCGCCGGCCAUCCACAGCAUCUCCCAUAUGACACCGAUGGACUCUUGAGUGCGAAACCUAUGCAGGAAUUGUGGGACAAUGGCGAUGGUAACUGCCUCGUAUAUUUGUUCCCGCGAACAUCAGGCAGAGGAGCAUCGUUCAAGGUCGAUUCAGCUGUCUUUGCAUCGUCACCAAUGUUGACAAAGCUCGCGUUUGGGGAUGUAUACAGCAGUGCCGCGGUUGUCUCAGGAGACCGCAGGCAGAUGCCGCUGGAGACUCGCGCGCAACAACUUGCGGUCAAUGACCCCGCUACGCCGCCUCUCAGUCCGAAACGCAAUGCCGAGACGACGAGCUCGACGUCAUCCCACGAUUCUCGCGGUCGAUUCUCAACAUUCUCUUCUGAAUCGCAGGAGACACAUCUCUACUUACCUAUCAGACUCAGCAGCGAUGGCGCUGCGCAGACACCUACUACUCCCAAAGCUGACGACCGCGCCGCGCUGGAAGACCUCCAAACCUUGAUCGACUACCGCAACUUCUUCGCCUUCCUUUGCGGUCAAUCACUUGUUGCGACCCCUAGGAGAAGCACAUUCUUCCACAUCUUCAUGACGAUUGCUGGAAUCCUGAAAUCGUAUCAAUUCUCGAACGUCGACGGUUCCACAUACGGCGAGGUUGCGAACUCGAGUUUCGACAACUAUGUCGAAGAGCUUGGUCUUGCCGAUGUGCGAGCGAGUCGAGAGAAGACGAUUGAAGGUGUUGUCCUUGGAGAACGAAUGAAGAGCGUACUAUUAUUCAAUGAAGCCUUUACGCAUGCGGUCGGAAAGCAUGAAGAUUUAAUAUCGUUGAAGAGUCCCAAGUUCAACAUGAUCAGCCCGAUCAUCCAGAACCGACUGACACGCGCGGCCAUGGAUCUGGAGAAACGAGUCGCUUCGAUAAGAUUGAUCAUGACCGACUUUGAGUUUCCCUUCCUCUUUUCUGGGAUUAUGAACUCCAAGACCUCGAUCGAACGGAAGGAGGGUGUGCGAUUCGAUCAGUGGAAAGAGCAUUUCCUCGGCAUGCGCAAAUUCACCAUGGGCAUGUACAAGGCGAAAUAUGGUGACUGGCCUCCUAAGGCUAGCAGCAAGAAGAACACACUGGAGACGUCUGGCCUGAACCGGCUGGUUUUGAAGGAUGUUUACCACGAUUUGUCUUCUCUCUACGAUCUGUUGGUCGAUCGGAACCAUCUCACGACUAGGACUAUCGAUGGUGGUAACGAGGACGGUGGUCGAGACGAGCCAGUCGUGCGAGGUUUAAGAGCGGUGCUGUCGGAGUACGAUCGCUCAUCACCACCUGUCAAGCCUCCAGUGCCCUUCGACUUGCCUAGACUCCCUACGUUAAGAAGCACUCGCAAGGACUUUGGAGCUGACGCCAAGAAAGAUGCAAAGGCCAUGCAGAAGAAGAUCAAGGACGACGAACUCCAAUCAAUACUUCGUGCAAGCUGGAAUGAAGAUGCACCCAGGACGCCCUUCGUUGAGGCUUUCCGCGAGAUGGAGAAACGUGCGGCACACGGCUGCAACAUGAACGAACUGGAAGACCUCCGCAUCGGUCAAUGGAUCUUCAUGUACGUCGUCCUCCAAGCACUGCCCAUGCUAGCAUGCGACGCACCCGGCUUGAAGUGGACAAAGGGCGUCGAGUACUUCCUCUGCGAACCACCCCGAAAAGGCGUUCCCUGGGCAAACCCCAACGCCGCCGGAGCAGGCGCUCAGCGGCGAACCUGGUUCUCCGUCGGCGGCGAGGGUGGUGGUGUGGUCAGCCUCCCCUCAGACAUCGUCGAGCACGGCGUCGAAGGCAUCUACCGCCGCUCGCACUGCUGGGAAAUGGCCGAGAAAUGGUGCGCAUCGAACCCGAUCCUCAGCGAAGCCCUCCAGAUGCAACAAAGCUCCGGUGAUACGGAAGAUCUGCCUCUCCCUCCACCGCCGUCUGGGAAUGACCUUCUACGACCGGAUAGUAGGAAUAGUGCGCGGAGUAGUAAACGGAUGUCGAGUUUCGGCAUUGGACUUGAGGCGUUGCCGUUGCCCGCGGGUGUUACGCCUGAUGGAAGUGCGCCGAGUCCGAUUGAGCGGCCUAGGACGCCUGGAUAUGCGGUCGAUACGACCAAGACGUUUGAUUCGAUCUUGGCAGAUGUGAAUACUGGGAAGGGAGGGAAGAAGAAGAAGUAA